AUGACCAGUGUUUCUCGAGAAACGCCUGAAAUACGGCGGGAACUGCGAAAUCUCCCGGAGAAUUGGAUCGACACGCUUUUCGGAGAGUUAUACAACGGAUCUCUGCAAGUCACUGACUGUCACAGGAGGUACCAAGGGGCAAAUGGCUGUAUAGAGUCGCAAAUUCCAUUGAAUUUGUGGGAGUUUGGCUCAGGACAGAAAGAACGUCUCAGCGAGAAAAUCGAUAUCACGGGCGGCAAUGAAGUAUCGGAAAACGUUGAGGGAGAGACGAACACCUCCGACAACGAGUGGAAUGUUUCCGAAAAUGAGUCAGACACAGAAAAUCCGUCACUCGAUUUGGAGAAAGAGGAUUCAGACGAUGUGGAAUUGGAUAGCUUUGAAAUGAAGUCAUCCGAUGUAGAGGGGAUAACUUUAAUAGAUUUAUUCACUAAGUCGAAGGCAGAGUGGGAAGCGAGAAAAACGAGUUUUUUCAAGUCUGGAGAAGUCAAAAAGAAGUCAGAUGAUGUCCAGAAAGAGCCGGAAAUUUCGUCGAGAAUAACCGAAGACGUUGAGAAACCUGAAGAUUGUCCGAAAGAAGCGACAGAGUACAUUUACGCAAAGAUAAGAGACGUUCGGAAGGAGUCCCAAAUCGUCGAGGAAACGCCAAACGAUGGCGAGAAAGAUCCAGAAAACGUUAAAAAUGAGACGGAAAAUGUUAACAACGAGGCAAAAGAAGACAUUUUCCUGGAGGCCGAAGGCAUCCAAGAAAAGUCUGAAAAUCCUGAACUGGAAUCAGAAGAAAGCGAGAAGAGAGCUGGAGACGUUACUAUGGUACCGAAUUCGGACGAUUCGUUGACAAAAGAAGUGGACUCGGGCACACUCGAAAAUGCAGAAAACGUCACGGUGAUCGCUACAGAAGAGUCAGAUGAUGUUGAGGGGAAGCCAGUAGAUAAAAAGGAGAUACCCGAUGAUUCGCAAAAGAAAACGACUGUGUUGGAGCUAGAAGACGCUAAGCGAGAAGUAAUCGAUAACGUCGAGGAAGAUUCCUACGACGAAGAGUCAGAAAGAAUACGACGACGAAGUAUCCGGUUAGAGAAAGAGGCAGGUGUAGAAGCUUCUGGAGUCUUUCAAUCUCCAGAAAUACGUUCAGAAGAUAAAGCUAAAAGUGAGACGUCAUUUGAUGAAGAUACUGAAAUUGAGACAUCAGAUGAAAUCGUGAUAUAUCAAUCCUACUUUGAUGAUGUUAAGCCAGAAACAGAGCAUAUUUUGCACCUUCGGAAAAUUGCCAAACACGAAAUUCAAUUUUUCAAAUCGCAAAGUCUCGUUCUUCAAUGUCAACAAGCAUCCGAAAAUGCGCUUCUGGAAAUCAAGCAGUGCAAGUAUCCGGAUUACGAGAUGCUCAGAAAGGCUGCUUUCAUCACGCCGAAAGUUGAAUUCAAUGAAGGAAUUCCGGAGAUAAUAAAACAGAAGUUUAUGAGUCUUCUUGUCAGAAUUUCACAACUCAAAUCACAAUUUCUGAUCAUUCAAUCUCAAAGUGCAUCGAAAAUGGCUCGUUUGUUCCUCGUAAAUCAACAAAAUCGAAUGGGUUUAGUGAUGACUGAGACGAAUUGUGACAUUUUGGAGGCAUUUCAAGAAUAUCACGGAUAUCCAACAAGUAUUCAGGAACUUCUGAGCGAUCUCGAAGAAAAUAUUGCUCAGAAUAAACUGCAUUCUAUGAUUUUAUCGAAUCAAUGGGCAUCGAGAAGCACUACGAAUGAUUUCGAAGAACCAGUUGUUAGGAAUACUGAAAUUACGAUUCUCCGUGCUGAAAAUCUGCUGAAAUCGCUAGGAUUCGGAGAGUUCACACCAGAAAUAAUACUACUUCAAGUGAUAAACUUCUUGGAACAAUUCGAUCGAUACAAGGCUCAAAACCUUGUGAUUCAAUGCCAGAAUGCUUCGAAAUUUGCCCGUAUCUCGGUUAUACAAGACGAAUAUCUCGGAUUAUUUACAUUCUCAUCCGUCCCUGAAUUUACAAAUCGACAAGUUUCAAAUCAAUCGGAAGCCAUUGAUGCCCAUCAAUUGGAAGAUAUAGUAUUUCCAGAGGAAUAUAUAGCUGAAUCGCCGAAUCCUGAUGACUCAUGGCUUCAAUUCUUCAAUAUUCCGUCACCACUCGAUCUCUCAACACUUCAUGUUGACGAGUCGUUGUUAGUCAAUUCGCUUGACGUGUCCGUGUCAUCAAUACUCUCCGAAAUGCCCGACGUCAAUUUGAGCGAGAAACUUAUCGGACAGGAUAUUGCGAGUCCAUCUGGACGUCGUCGUGUGUUGAGAAUUUGUCAAAAUCUCAAUGCGUUGGUUAAUUGCACAGAGGACUAUUUUCCAUUCAAUGAAUACGACGGCCCUCAAGUGUUCUCCUUGCAUCUCCCGUCCACUUCACGAAACGAACAACCGGAGAGACUGAUUCGGUACUCGAAUCCACGUCAUCGCUACAGAGAGACACCCAAAGUGAUCGAAGAAGAAGAAGAAAAUCUGUGA
Messenger RNA from Caenorhabditis remanei, 2490 nucleotides. RefSeq lists its product as uncharacterized. The record is from RefSeq and is a predicted model, not a curated record. Bases 1 to 2490 code for a protein of 829 amino acids. The transcript has 5 exons. NCBI's taxonomy places the organism in Eukaryota, Metazoa, Nematoda, Chromadorea, Rhabditida, Rhabditidae.